This is a messenger RNA of Rhizophagus irregularis DAOM 181602=DAOM 197198, 1228 nucleotides long. RefSeq lists its product as uncharacterized. The record is from RefSeq and is a predicted model, not a curated record. Lineage: Eukaryota; Fungi; Glomeromycota; Glomeromycetes; Glomerales; Glomeraceae.
CCCGGUCCGGUUAUCCUAAAUCUCCUCGGAAUAAUAUAUAUACUCUUUAAUGUGAAACAUGCAGGACCUUCUAUUAAACGCUUACUUUUACUCUUUCUCCAAUUGUGUUACAUAAUUGUGAUAAUAAAGAGGUUGUUUUAUAUUAUAAUUUUUAAAUAUUAUAAUGACAAUGGUUACUUGCUUCUUGUUUAUAGUUACGCAAGUGUCACAAAACUAGUAUGGUCGGCUAUGCAAUUUCCGUAAGAAUAUAGCAAAUUAAGUACAUGAUAAUAUGCAGAUAUAUAAAUGGUUAAGUUUUCUUGUUAUAUAAAAAAAGAAAUAUAAAAGGAGUACUCAAAUCCCCAAAUAUUCAUUUUUCUUCUUGUCGAAAUUAUUCGAUAUCUUACAAAAAAAAAAAAAUAAUUUUUUUAAUAACAAAAUCUUAAGGAAUAAAAUAAAAACUACUAGAAAUUCUUUAAAUAUAUAAUAUGAAAAAAUUUACAUCUUUAACCUUUUUGGCUGUUACACUCCUUUUUUUCAUUGCUGUUUCAUCAGCUGAACCUUUUUUUAAUAAACGAACUAACGUUUGUCCACAACAAUAUAAGAGAGAUAUUUUGGGUAAACGAACUAAUGUCAAGAAAUGUCCUUGCGCUCUCGCCUCAGCAACUUUCGAAGGUAAAGCUACGGGUUACAUAGUCUUGGCACAAGAUGAAUGUGGUUCAACUACGAUUACUGGAUUUUUCAGUAAAGGUCUCGAUGAUCCACAACAGAAUAAUUACACUUUCGCAAUCGCCGAUGAUUGUGGUAAAAUUAUUGAAAAACUAGGUUCUUUGGAUGCAGUAUUCUCUGAUGGUGGUACCAAACCUUUCUCACAAAAAUUCGAUAACUUCAAUCUUAACUGCGACAAGAGUGGUAUCCUAUUGCUUAAAUCCGCUAAAUUAUCCAAGCGUACUUACUGCCAGAAUCAAAAUUAUAAGCGUGCUCCAACUAACACACAAUUCAAUAUUUAUAGUAAUGGUGGCUUCUAUUCUGGUUCAAAUGUUAACUCAUUUUAAUUAUAAUAAUGGUUGAAAACAAUCAGACAUUUAGUCUACUUUAAUAACCCCUCCAAAAAAUUUCAUAAAAUUGUUAAAUUAUGUUUUAUUAAUUUUUAUAAUAUAAAAUGUCAUAAUUCAUAAAAUGAACAUUUUUUUAAAAAAUACAUAUUUGAUAUUUUAGACGAUUAAUUUUUUAAUAAAAAAAAUAAAAA